AAUGGUUAAGCCGCCGACACUUCUUUAUAAAGUCCUUUUAACUCACUAGCAUUUGCCCCAAACCCUCGCCGUCUUACUUCUCUCCUCUUCUUUAUCGAUCCCAAGCCUCUAUGGCUUCAUCGGUAUUGGCCGCCAUUAUCAACUUCCUCUUCUUCCUCCUCCUUCUAUCUCCAUCCCUUUCCUUGGCCCCACCAACCUCCUCCUUAUCCACCCGGCAUCCGCCGCCGCCGCCAGCGAUCAAAUCUACGCCUCCCUCCCCCGCCAACAGCAUCUCCACCGGUUUUCUCUCCAUACUACACUCCACCUUGAACCAAAUCCAGCAGGUGAGCACCAUCGUCUCCACCUUCUCAGGCACCUUCGGCGGAGACCUCCGCCUCUCCUCCGCCAUCUCCGACUGCCUCGACCUCCUCGACUUCUCCUCCGACGAGCUGUCAUGGUCCCUCUCCUCGUCUGGCGCAGCCACCACCGCUGCCGUCAACUUCGGAACCGGCGACCACCGUGUCGACCUCCGAUCCUGGCUCUCCGCCGCGCUUGGAAACCAAGACACGUGCAAGGAGAGCCUCUCCUCCACCGGAAGCGUCCUCGCUUCCCUUGCCUCCUCCGGCCUCGACACCAUUACCUCUCUUUUAUCACAAGGAAUCCGGCAGCUUCCCGCCGGCGGCGGCAGCGGGAGGAGGUUGGUGGAAGGUUUUCCUAAGUGGAUGGCCGUGGCGGACCGGCGGCUGUUGCAGGCGGCCGCGGUGGCGGUCGAUGUUACGGUGGCGAAGGAUGGCAGUGGAAACUUCACGACAGUCAAUGCAGCGGUGCAGGCGGCGCCUGCGGAGAGCGGACGGCGGUUUGUGAUUUAUGUGAAGCGGGGUGUUUAUGUGGAGAAUGUGGAGAUUAAGAAGAAGAAGUGGAAUUUGAUGCUUGUCGGUGACGGAAUGAACGAAACCGUUAUUUCCGGCAGCCGGAAUUUCGUUGAUGGUUGGACUACGUUUCGGUCUGCUACUUUCGCCGUCGCCGGAAAAGGCUUCAUUGCCCGCGAUAUAACGUUCGAGAACACCGCCGGACCAUCCAAACACCAAGCCGUAGCUCUCCGAUCUGACUCCGACCUCUCCGUCUUCUACCGCUGCGGCAUCCGCGGCUACCAAGACACCCUCUACGCCCACUCUCUCCGCCAAUUCUACCGCGACUGCCGCAUCUCAGGCACCGUCGACUUCAUCUUCGGCAACGCUGCCGCCGUCUUACAGAACUGCCAGAUUUUCUCCCGCCUUCCUCUCCCCGACCAAAAAAAUACCGUCACCGCUCAAGGCCGCAAAGACCCCAACCAGAACACCGGAUUUGUUCUCCAGUUCUGUAACAUAACUGCUGACGCUGAUCUGGCGGCCAGCGGCAACAGUAGCGGCACCCAGACUUAUCUGGGCCGGCCGUGGAAGGAAUAUUCUCAGACCGCUAUCUUGCAGUCGUAUAUUGGCGGUUCGAUUCGGCCGGAGGGGUGGUUGCCGUGGAAUGGUGAUUUUGCGUUGAGCACGCUGAAUUACGCGGAGUAUAUGAAUUUUGGACCGGGUUCGGGAGUUGCGGGGCGAGUCAAGUGGCCGGGUUACCAUGUUAUAACUAGUUCGGCUCAGGCUGCCAAUUUUACGGUGUCGCAGUUCAUUGAAGGGAACUUGUGGCUGCCGUCGACCGGGGUUAAGUAUACCGCCGGUCUAGUGGUAUAGGUUGAAUAGUGUAUUUUGAAGGCAAGUAGUUAAUUUGGAAAAAAAUAUUUGAUUAAAAAUGUAUCAAAAUAUGCUUCAAGUUUUUGUAUUAAAAAUUUGUUUUAAAAAGUUUUUGUAUAAUAUGUUUUUACGAAUCAAAUAGUUGUUGCUUCUCC
Dendrobium catenatum is the source of this 1855-nucleotide messenger RNA. Its product is annotated as pectinesterase/pectinesterase inhibitor PPE8B-like. Gene Ontology annotation, molecular function: pectinesterase inhibitor activity; pectinesterase activity. The transcript is spliced from 2 exons. Lineage: Eukaryota; Viridiplantae; Streptophyta; Magnoliopsida; Asparagales; Orchidaceae. Gene Ontology annotation, biological process: cell wall modification. The record is from RefSeq and is a predicted model, not a curated record. The coding region runs from base 111 to 1700 and encodes 529 amino acids.